Messenger RNA from Didymodactylos carnosus, 142 nucleotides. The record is from the annotation of a GenBank genome assembly. Lineage: Eukaryota; Metazoa; Rotifera; Eurotatoria; Philodinida; Philodinidae.
AUGCAGCUGUGCAGCAGAGCCCUGCAGGUUGAUCCUAACCUAACCUAUAGGUUAGGAUUAGGUUGUCGAAUCCAUAGGUUAGGUUAGGAUUAGGUUGUGAAAUUUUUUAUAGGUUAGGUUAUAGGUUGCCAAAUAUUGGCAA